AUGUUUGGAAGGAGGGGAACUUUCAAGACUGACAAUAGGAGCCCCCCGAGAGCCGGCAAGAUUAGCGAGUGUGGCAAAUAUUGCGGCCCUACAGCCAACGGCCCCACCAUUUCGUUCAGCAGCUUCCGACAGUCCUUCACAUCGAAUGUCAAUUACCUGAAGAGGCGCUUCAGCUCCGGGGACCUGUCUUCGGAGUGCGAGGACGGAGAUGCCCCGGUCGACCCCUACACGAAGCCUCCCGUCACGUUGCAGCCCCAGGCGCCGCCUCCUCCACCACCUUCGCAAUCUAGCACCGCCUCCGAUCUUUCUCUCAAUCUCCGACCCAGCUCCAAAACCACUUCUGCUCCCAGUUCGCCUGCUAAGUCAAGAGAAAGCCUUCUUCAACGAGUUCAGUCUUUGACGGGCCAGGCCAGAGACCAGGGAGCCUCAAUCUUGGGAGCUGCAGUGUCCAGCGCUUCAAGGGUAACGUCAUCGGUAUCAGGCAGAUACCUCACCCUUCUCGUGAUAGACGAUCAGAACACCGAUUGGAGCAAGUACUUCCGAGGAAGGAAGAUUGGAGACUAUGAGAUCCGUGUUGAGCAAGCAGAGUUUAGGGAAAUCACAGUGACAGCAAAUAGCGACUCUGCUUAUGUUUCGAUGGCUGUUAUCAGAGGGGGUACUCGUGUUGGAAGAUCUUUCAGACCUGAUUUCUUGUUGGUCAGACAGAACUUGAAGGAUGCAGGAGAGGACCACAAAAAUCUCCUGCUAGCGUUGAAGUUCGGAGGAGUUCCAAGUAUCAACAGCUUAAACUCCAUUUACAACUUCCAGGAUAAAACAUGGGUUUUUGGACAUCUCGUCCAACUUCAGAGGCGUCUGGGAAGAGAAAACUUUCCUUUGAUAGAACAAACUUACUAUCCAGAUCAUCGUGAUAUGAUGACUGCAUCAACAUUCCCCGUAGUUCUGAAAAUAGGCCACGCUCACGGAGGUUUAGGAAAAGUAAAAGUAGACAACAUAAACGAUUUUCAAGAUAUGGCCAGCGUAGUAGCCGUAGCUAACACCUAUUGCACCGUGGAACCGUACAUUGAUUCCAAGUACGACAUUCACGUCCAGAAAAUCGGUCACAAUUAUAAGGUGUUCAUGAGGAAAUCCAUCUCAGGUUGUUGGAAGACGAAUACAGGAUCAGCAAUGUUGGAACAGAUCUCAAUGCCUGAUAGGUACAAGAACUGGGUAGAUGAAGUUUCAGACUUGUUUGGAGGGUUGGAUAUCUGCGCCCUAGAAGUUGUCGUGGGAAAAGAUGGACGGGAACAUAUUAUAGAGGUGAAUGAUAGCGCGCUGACUCUACUGGGUGACUCCCAAGAAGAAGACAGAAGACACAUUGCCGAUUUGGUCACCUCCAGAAUGCAAGCCAUCUGCAGACCAAGGACCCCUCCUCCAGCUGAGGAACCCGUGCCCCCUCCGGUGGGUCCAAGAGGUAUCCUAGGCAGUUUGAGUAGUUUGACACAUUCUGAAACUCCACCUCCUAGCUCGACUUCCGAUGUACCUUCCUUGGGGAGCGUCGGUAGAAGAGACAGUCAAGCUUCCCAGUCAAGCACAAUUAGCAGCGCACCCAGUACAGGACGUCUUCCAGAACCUCCACCCAGACCUUUCCAGAGACAGGGCAGCCAGUCCUUAGCGGAGGAUACAGAAGAUACCAUGAAAAACCUCAGAAAAACAUUUGCCGGUAUUUUCGGAGACAUGUAAACAAUUCCAUUGUGUUAAAAAGAAACACUUCAUUUUCAAUGGUUAGGAAAGAGAGGUACCAUUUGAAACUCAUCGCUGAAAUCGACUCCUAAAGCUAGCCACUCACGUGUGUAAAGGCGUCCGUAGACGAGAUGGGUUUGAAAUGUUGCGGUUUUGAAUUUUGCUAAGCAAUAUGUUGAAAUAUGAUAUGUUAUUCACUGCCUUGGGCCUGGUACCGUCGGUAUCUCUUGUUAUGUUAGCGUAGUUGUUGAUCUGGAUGUACAACAGUCAUGUGUUUUGAUGUUCGUUAAAGUUAAUAGGAGAUUUUUUUAUGAACGGGGUGGAAAGCUUAUGUGAAACUAGCAAUUAAUCAAGAAGGCUUCACUCAAAAACAAAAUAUUCGGGAUUGGUAAGACCAAUGAAGUAAUUUCAUUUUGAGUAAAGCUCUCCGACGUCUUUUUCUCUCCCUAAAAGUAGGCUAUCAAAACGUAUGAAAUGACAAUAUUCCUAUGUCCUAAUUUCGCACUUGUAAAUGUCUUGUGUAGUGUAACCAUUUUUCUGGAAUUUUCAAAGAUCUACCGUUUUUUCAUCGAUGAAUAUAUGGCAACGAAUUCCCGUUUAUAUUAUUAAUCUAAAGAAUUGUAUUCACAGAAUAGUGCUUUGACAUUUCUCUUCAUUUCUCAGUCAAUUCAUCACAACCUUGAUAUGUUUGUUUCCCGACAUUCAAUUCAUGAAAGAUUUAUACUGUAUUUUUACUCAAGGCCAAAUAUUGAUUCCGUGAAUAUGAUACUUUCGUUCUUGAAGGGCAAAAGUUUCACGAACUCUUCAGAAAGGUUCAUUCGAGAUGAUGAGGUUAGAUUGGAAAGUGAAGUCAGGAAAAUUGAUCGAAAAAUAUGUCGGAUGAAUGUGAUUUUUUUUUUGCUGAAUUCUAUAUAUUCUGCAUCUUAUGCUGUUUUCGAUCAAUAUUCUCUAGACCGAAUACUAUGAGUUGUGAAUACUGUGGAAUCUGUCAAUAUACGAAUAGGCCUUAAAUUACUAAAUUAAUGUAAUGAUAAAGCCAUAGAUUUUACAUGAUAUCUAGUUAUGUAAGUAUUAUGUAGCUUCAUUGUUACCUCCAGAGUCUGUGGUUGGUAACGUAGGAAAUUGUGGUAGUUGAGUUCUUUAAUAAAUUGCUUUUUACAUUUGUUCUCCAAUUCAGAUAUAGCAGAAUAUGAUAUUUUCGAAAACAAACUUAUCAACAGUCGAACAAUCUUUCCUCAAUUCCAUAUCAUAAAUGUGAAAUGGAAAAGAAAUGCUUCAGAAACUAGAGAGAAAGGUUCAAAUUCGUCCUUCAAAUUCAUCAAUAUGCUAUUUUUCCUUAAAUAUUACUUUUUCAAAUAAAUACCGAUGUACAUAUAUGACAUUUUCCACAAAUAACUUGAAAACAUAUUUAUAAUAAUUGCAUACUCGAUAAAACAAAGCAAUAAACAACAAUUGUUUACAGUCUGAUCGGUAAUAAGACAUUUGUUAUUUUGAAGACGAUUCUUUUCAAUAGGUUUCAUAAAAAACUUCCACUGAAAAUAAUUAAAAGUUUCUCGAAGAAUAAAUACUAUGUGAAUCGUACCAUAUCAUCUUCUGGUAAUAAAUUGCUUAGUCUGUAAUAUUUGUUAAUAAUGUUGUCGAAAGUUUUAUUGUAAAUAUUAUGUGUCCUCCAUUUUAGUAACCAUCUGUUUAUCAAUACUCAAUUUGAUAUUUGAAAAUACUAAUGAUCUGAAUGAAAAAAUAUUCAACGAUUUAGAUAUUAUGGGCAGGGUUAUUGCUCUUCAAAUUUUAUUUGACUCGAUUUUGUUGGAAUAGAAUGGGGGUAACAAAUCCUGAGGUUGUGUAGUAGAACAGCUUGUGAAAAGUUACAUUUGGGCAUACUGUAUAGUGUUAUAUUGAUGGAUAUUUAAAGAAAUAAAUAAUAAAUCAUU
This is a messenger RNA of Leptinotarsa decemlineata (Colorado potato beetle), 3650 nucleotides long. It is a transcript of the gene Syn, whose product is annotated as Synapsin. Gene Ontology annotation, cellular component: synaptic vesicle membrane; synaptic vesicle. Gene Ontology annotation, molecular function: metal ion binding; ATP binding. Lineage: Eukaryota; Metazoa; Arthropoda; Insecta; Coleoptera; Chrysomelidae. Gene Ontology annotation, biological process: neurotransmitter secretion. The record is from RefSeq and is a predicted model, not a curated record.